This is a messenger RNA of Lactuca sativa (garden lettuce), 840 nucleotides long. RefSeq names its product iron-sulfur cluster assembly protein 1. The record is from RefSeq and is a predicted model, not a curated record. Gene Ontology annotation, biological process: iron-sulfur cluster assembly. Lineage: Eukaryota; Viridiplantae; Streptophyta; Magnoliopsida; Asterales; Asteraceae. Gene Ontology annotation, molecular function: iron ion binding; iron-sulfur cluster binding.
ACCUAACCAGUAACACCGGCUCGUCGAUCUUAUCUCCCUCCGUUCACAUCCAUAUCUUCGUAAACCGAAACUCAAAAUAGUUUUACAUCGCAAUUCAAUUCAUUUUCAAUCGAGAAGAAAUAGUCACGAAAAUGUUGAGGCACGCUACUAAAAGGAUUCUAGGGUUGGGAUUAGCCGAUACACGGUCAUCUGCACCGGUGGUGGCUCGGAUUCUGCCGAGGUUUUACCACGAGAGGGUGGUGGACCAUUACAACAAUCCUCGUAACGUCGGUGCUUUUGAUAAGAACGAUCCUACCGUUGGAACAGGGCUUGUGGGUGCGCCGGCUUGCGGAGAUGUUAUGAAGCUUCAGAUUAAGGUUGAUGAAGAGACUGGGAAGAUUACGGAUGCUUGCUUCAAAACGUUUGGUUGUGGUUCUGCCAUCGCUUCUUCUUCUGUUGCUACCGAAUGGGUCAAAGGAAAACAGAUGGAAGAAGUUCUCACUAUCAAGAACACGGAGAUUGCAAAACACUUGUCUCUUCCACCUGUGAAACUCCAUUGCAGCAUGCUUGCAGAGGAUGCCAUUAAAGCAGCAGUCAAAGAUUAUGAAACUAAACGUUCUAAUAAUAAAUCACUUCCAGACAAGAAGGCUGCUGAGGCUUAAAACAGAUAACAAGAUCACAUAUGUGGUGUAUCUUUUCCCUUUUUUUUGGAUGUUUUCUAGUGUUAUAAAAGGAGUUGGAAGUUGCAGGAUAUAAAUAUAUGUAUCUAAACAAGUUGGAGGAGACUUUAACUGUAGCCAUAUCAUAUGCUUGUUGUUAUGAAACUCAUUUUACUUUUCUAUAAUAAUCUGCAAUUGUCUA